Messenger RNA from Rhagoletis zephyria (snowberry fruit fly), 709 nucleotides. RefSeq lists its product as uncharacterized. NCBI's taxonomy places the organism in Eukaryota, Metazoa, Arthropoda, Insecta, Diptera, Tephritidae. The record is from RefSeq and is a predicted model, not a curated record.
UUUAUUACUGUAUAUACUGUGUUAUGGAAGCUGGCCACCUGGAACAGCUUCCUGUAAAAACCUGCAAAUCGUGAAGCAUUUGGAACGCAACUUAUAUUGUUUAGUAUAUGGCUAAGCCAAACUGGAGGGUGAAGUCAUUCGAGGCGAGCGAUAAUUGCCAAUCAAUUUAUGAGCGAAAAUGGACAUCACAGCUUGUUCAGCAUGUAAGUGGGCUUGGGUACAAAGGAAAAGUAGCAGUCGUUGAAGCUGAAUGUGCCCUUUAUACUUGUGCAAUUGUUUUGGUUGGAUGCCCUGAUCCAUCAAUAAAAUACCAGUAUCCCAAACUGAGCAAAUUGCAUCAGGUCGUUUCGCUAUUAACACGUUGCAGAGAUAUCUCUGACAAAUGCCAGAAUUCAAAUCAAAAUGCACAACCUUCCGAAUCCAUACAGAGAUCCAAAUAUAAGGUUUACAUUAAGAAGCUAAAGAGGACAGAGCUGUUGGUGAGGAAGGUGUCGAGCUACUGCAGUACUGCAGCUGUGAAAAUGAACAUUUCGCACGAGCCCCACUAACCGAACUAUGAGAAAAUUAGAUUAUGAUAUAACGACGACGAAAAGUGGUACCAGUAAUAGAUUAUCAAUGUUCCGUUUUGUAUGUAAAAUUUGAGUAUGCAAUGAAAUCUGUGUUCGCAUGGAAUAGUAGUUUAUGUCAAAAGGCUGGUCAGAAUCACGGU